AGGCUCCCCGACGCCACUGCCAUCGUUCAAGCGCUGAUUUCUCUGUUUCUCUUCCUUCUCCUUACCAUUUGUGCUCGAGUCGUUUCUAACGGUUAAGAAAACUUCAUUCAAAUCCAAAACGUUUAUUAGCUUCCCUUUUUUUUUUGUUUCUUCGAUCCUUUUCCCCUCUUUGCUGGAGACACCCGCUCGCCUUCGUCGCACUCGGCUCCUUCCUUACGGCCGACACUUCCCGCCAGUUGUGUGCUUCCGCCGGAAAGAACAGCCAAGACGCAGCGAGGCGUUCGACGCCGCUGACCUCUUACCGUAUUUGUCCGUGCGUGCUCCUCGGGGCGACUUCGCUUGUGGUUGUCCGACACGCCAGCGCUCCUCGCCGCAGCUUGGCUUGUGCGCCGAGUGCUGUUCUCUACCCCGGCUCCGCUUUCUUUCUUUCUUUCGCAAAAACAAAAGUUACUAUCGACAUUCGCGAUGGCCACCCUGCAGCAGGUGCGCGAUCAGCUGGCGAAGCUCGUCGCCUUCCGCUCCGUGAGCGCCGACUCGAACCUCGAGCUGAUCGAGUACGUGCGUGCGUACCUGAGCGGGUGCGGUGUGGCGCACGUGACGGUGAUGAAGGCGCAGGACGGGAUCCACGCCAACCUGGUGGCGACGCUGCCGAGUGCGGCCGGCGCGACGGAGGGCGGCCUGAUCCUGAGCGGGCACACGGAUGUUGUGCCUGUGGAGGGGCAGGCGUGGGACAGCGACCCGUUUGUGCUGACGGAGCGGGAGGGCAAGCUGUACGGGCGCGGGUCGUGCGACAUGAAGGCCUUCAUUGCGGUGGUCCUUGCCCUGGUGCCGGAGUGGGUGCGCACGCCGCCGCGCAAGCCGGUGCAGCUGGUGCUGACCUACAACGAGGAGACGAACUUCGGCGGCGUGAACGAUCUAGUGGCGAGCUGCAGCGCUGCGCUGAAGAAGUGCGAGGGCUGCAUCGUGGGUGAGCCGACGAUGCUGGACCUUGUGAUCGCCCACAAAGGCAUCUGCUCCAACUACAUCACGAUGCGCGGCAAGGCGGCGCACUCCUCGCUGCAGACGGCGGGCUACAACGCGAUCGAGCCGGCCGCACAGUUCAUGAACUUUUUGUUUGAGAUGAGGGAACGGUUUGCGCGCGAGGGCCCCUUCGAGGAGGGCUACGCGGUCACGCACACCACUCUCUGCCCUUCGUUCGUGCGCGGCGGCAACGCGAUGAACACGAUCCCCGCGGCGUGCACGGUGGGCUUCGAGUUCCGCAACGUCCAGGCCCACAGCGGUGCCGGCAUCAAGAGGGAAAUCCAUGCGAAGCUGGAUGAGCUGGAGAAGAAGAUCAUGUCCGCUAUGACGUCGUUGGAGGGCGAUGCGGCGGGGGCGAAAGGCUCCUGGAUUGAUCGUAAAGGCAUGCAGGACGUGCAGCCCUUUAGCGGCAAUGACGGUGCAGCGGUGGUCCAGGCGCUCCGCGUGGCGCAUGGUGCGGAGCCGAAGACGCUGAAGGUGUGCUUCUGCACCGAAGCGGGCGAGUACCAGAACCUCGGCGUGAACACCGUCGUGUGCGGUCCCGGCAGCAUUGAGCAGGCGCACAAGGCGAACGAGUUCGUGUCACUGGAGCAGCUGGAGAAGGGGCUGGCGGUGAUCCGCCGUGUGGUGCAGCUGAUGUGCGGCGGCGGUGCCGCGAGCCAGCUGUGA
Leptomonas pyrrhocoris is the source of this 1689-nucleotide messenger RNA. RefSeq names its product acetylornithine deacetylase-like protein. Gene Ontology annotation, molecular function: acetylornithine deacetylase activity. The transcript has a single exon. The coding region runs from base 466 to 1689 and encodes 407 amino acids. The record is from RefSeq and is a predicted model, not a curated record. Gene Ontology annotation, biological process: L-arginine biosynthetic process. NCBI's taxonomy places the organism in Eukaryota, Euglenozoa, Kinetoplastea, Trypanosomatida, Trypanosomatidae.